ACCGCUGCUCGCCUGAACCGCUUUAGUCCCUCGAGUUAUAAAAAUAAAAGCACGUUACUGUGUCUGGCUCUGAGGAUUUAAAACCCUGAGCUGUGUGAGGACAUGAAAACAGAGACAUCCAUGGAUGGAGAGACCUCAGAAGCCUGUGUGAAGAAAGAGGAGACGCUGGAUCUGAAUAUCUACAGCUAUGGAGACGAUCUCGACAACCCACCUGAAGGUCUCUCCGUUAAAGUGGAAGAUCCUGACAAUAAAGACUAUCUCUACUGUGAAGUUUGCAAAUCCUUCUUCCUCAACAAAUGCGAGGUUCAUGGACCACCCCUCUUCAUCCCCGAUACUCCUGUUCCCAUGGGAGUCCCUGACCGAGCCAGACAAACACUUCCUCCUGGGCUAGAAAUCCAGAAGUCCAGUAUUCCUGAUGCAGGCCUGGGAGUGUUUAAUAAGGGGGAGACUGUUCCAGUAGGUGCACACUUCGGCCCCUGCCAGGGAGAGCUGGUGAACCGAGAGGAAGCCAAGAACAGUGGCGACUCCUCGGUUGUAUUCAGGAGCAUACAGUGUGAAGAAUACAUCGAUGCCAAAAGAGAGACGCAUGUGAAUUGGAUGAGGUAUGUGAAUUGUGCCCGUAAUGAAGAAGAACAGAAUCUUGUGGCAUUUGAGUAUCAAGGGGGAAUUCUGUAUCGUUGCUGUCGAUCCAUUAACCCAGGACAGGAGCUCUUGGUGUGGUAUGGAGAGGAGUACACCAAAGAACUCAGUCCUGCACCUACAGGAACAACCAGACAGCAAGAAGUAAAGAACGCUCUGCUGCAAGUCUUUUCCUGCUCCACAUGCCCUCGUUCCGAUGCAUCUCCAAUUUACCUCGACAAGCAUAUCCAGAGAUGCCACUAUGAAGAGCACGUGAGACUGCGAGAAUCAGGAGAGAUUAAAUAUAAGCUUCAGAUCCCCUCCAAAUGCUCCAGUCGUCAACCAACAUCAACUGAUAUUAUCCAUUUUGAUACUUCCCAUAAUGAUAUACAGAAGGAAAUUCACCACAGCUCAGAUUGUGGAAAGAGUUUUAGUUAUCAGAAUGCACUCAAGACACACCAGCGCAUUCACACAGGGGAAAAGCCGUAUCACUGCUCACAGUGUGGGAAGAGUUUUACUCGUCAGAGUCAUCUCCAAACACACCAGCGCAUUCACACAGGAGAGAAGCCGUUUCACUGCUCACAGUGUGGGAAGAGUUUUACUUGGCAGAGUUAUCUCCAACGACAUCAGCGCAUUCACACAGGAGAGAAGCCGUAUCACUGCUCACAGUGUGGGAAGAGUUUUACUUGGCAGAGUGAUCUCCAACGACACCAGCGGAUUCACACAGGAGAGAAGCCGUAUCACUGCUCACAGUGUGGGAAGAGUUUUACUCGUCAGAGUGCUCGCCAAACACACCAGCACAUUCACACAGGAGAGAAGCCGCAUCACUGCUCACAGUGUGGGAAGAGUUUUACUCGUCAGAGUUAUCUCCGACUACACCAGCGCAUUCACACAGGAGAGAAGCCGCAUCACUGCUCACAGUGUGGGAAGAGUUAUACUUGUCAGCGUGAUCUCCAACAACACCAGCGCAUUCACACAGGAGAGAAGCCGUAUCACUGCUUACAGUGUGGGAAGAGUUUUACUCAGCAGAGUUAUCUCCGACUACACCAGCGCAUUCACAUAGGAGAGAAGCCGUAUCACUGCUCACAGUGUGGGAAGAGUUUUACACGUCAGAGUGCUCUCAAUACACACCAGCGCAUUCACACAGGAGAGAAGCCGUAUCACUGCUCACAGUGUGGGAAGAGUUUUACUCGUCAGAGUUAUCUCCGACUACACCAGCGCAUUCACACAGGAGAGAAGCCGUAUCACUGCUCACAGUGUGGGAAGAGUUAUACUCGUCAGAGUGCUCUCCAAACACACCAGCGCAUUCACACAGGAGAGAAGCCGUAUCACUGCUCACAGUGUGGGAAGAGUUUUACUCGUCAGAGUGCUCUCCAAACACACCAGCGCAUUCACACAGGAUAGAAGCCGUAUCACUGCUCACAGUGUGGAAAGAGUUUUACUCGUCAGUGUGAUCUCCAACAACACCAGCGUAGUAUUCACACAGGAGAGAAGCCGCAUCACUGCUCACAGUGUGGAAAGACUCGUCAGUGUGAUCUCCAACAACACCAGCGUAGUAUUCACACAGGAUAGAAGCCGUAUCACUGCUCACAGUGUGGAAAGAUGUUUGCUUGUUUAGUUACAUUUAAGACCUUCAAGUGCAUUAACUCAGAGACACUGCAUGAUUUAAAGUUGUCAAAUUAAAUAUGGUUAUUAGUUUUGACUGAAAAUGACCUGUACUUUGAACUUUAUUGUUCAUGUUACACUGGUCAACAAUUUUUCAGAAGUUGCCUGCUUCAGAGAUGAAGUUGGCUAUUAUGAAAUUUGGUGUGCUGAAUUAGAAGUGACAGUUAAUCAGCUGACUGGCUGUGGCUUCCAAGAUAUUUAAGAUUUUAAAUUUUAUACUUAUGUGCAUUGUGUAGAUCGUAAUGUUUUAAAUAUAAAUUGUAAAACUAGGUCUCUUCAUGUGUUUAUGGUCGGUUUACAUGAUAUUUCACCUGUUCUCUUUAUGUAACACUAGAAAAUCAGCAAAAAGUUUAUAUAAAUAAAAUGUAUUAUGAACCAAAUUGCAAAAACCAAUUAUGUAUAAGUACUGAAUAGGUUUAGUCCUUAUUCUGUGUGUAUGCAGUGGGUUUUUAUUUAUUUAUUGGCAGCUUGUCUCUUGUAUUCAUGAAACGGAGCAUCUCUUGUCAAGCAAAGACUUGAUCUCGAGUGCAUAGCACUGUAUGAAUUUUUUUUUUGAGCUGAUAUAAGACCAGUUUGUUCAGCAGAGUGAUGUCAGUUGACUUAUGAUUGCAUCAUCAGUGACUUCUAAGAAUAACAUUGUCAUGUAUGAUGCAAUACCGGCUUCAGCUUGCAUCAUUCAUUGUUUUGCCAAAAAAGUAAGUACUAUCCAAACCCACUCAUAGAUUUAUUCAUAGAGCCAAUCUUGAAAACAAGCCAAUGAACAAUUUUAAGUUUCAUUUUCGUUCUCAGCGAUCCAGAAUUAGUAAAGUUUGACUAUAUUUAUUUCAGAAGCAUUUUGGCUGUAGACCAGUGUUCUAUGACUGUUUUAAAAUAUGUAACCUUAUAGUGAUGUUUAAAAUGAGACUGUUAAUGUUUUCUUUUGCUCUUAAGUAGUCAUUAAUUACCACCAUACAAAUAAUGAUUUAACUGUAACACUUAUCAGUGUAGUACUGCAGCAUGAGACUAAUUGUUCAUGGAAUUAUUACUGAUCAGGAUUUUAAUGUUUAAUGGAAAUGUCGAUCAAAUCAAAUGAGUACGGAGCACUUAAAUGAAGCUCGUCCAACUAUAUGCAUCCACCUCGUCUCACUGGUUGAGGAGAAGGCAUCAAAGUUGUUUAUAAUAAUCUAGGAAUUGUACAAAAACCUGAACAAAAUUCAGUAUGCUUGAAGUUCUUUAUCCUAAUGUAUGUAGC
Molecule: messenger RNA, 3514 nt
Organism: Neoarius graeffei (lesser salmon catfish)
Lineage: Eukaryota; Metazoa; Chordata; Actinopteri; Siluriformes; Ariidae
Product: histone-lysine N-methyltransferase PRDM9-like
Exons: 6
Coding region: 103-2022 (639 amino acids)
Molecular function (GO): histone methyltransferase activity; protein binding
Source: RefSeq, a predicted model, not a curated record